Messenger RNA from Xyrauchen texanus (razorback sucker), 7475 nucleotides. Its product is annotated as PH and SEC7 domain-containing protein 1-like. The record is from RefSeq and is a predicted model, not a curated record. The transcript is spliced from 13 exons. NCBI's taxonomy places the organism in Eukaryota, Metazoa, Chordata, Actinopteri, Cypriniformes, Catostomidae. Gene Ontology annotation, biological process: regulation of ARF protein signal transduction. The coding region runs from base 301 to 1932 and encodes 543 amino acids. Gene Ontology annotation, molecular function: protein binding; guanyl-nucleotide exchange factor activity; phospholipid binding.
AUACGCACCCAUAAACACACACAUGCAGGCAAACAUAAGGAGGGAGCAGCCGGUGGGGAGGGAAAGAGAGCAAGACCAGUAGGACAGAUGAACACUGAUUGUACUAAGCCUCCUACGCUAUGGGCACUAAAAGAGUUAGUGAAAGUUUGAAGUAGGUUAGGGACUUUCAGAAACAAAAGCCUUUUCAGAUUAGUUUUCAGCAACUGGUGCUUCAGGAAAGGGUGGAAUGCUGGAUGCUGUGAUGAAAAACAAGCUCAUCUUGUCUUGGUAUGUUAGAUGUGAAGGGGCAGGGCUAGGGUGAUGGCUCAUUAUGUGCUUUGCUGGGGAGGUGGGGCCUUGGAGGAUAAUUGCAUGUAUGCCCCCCACCCUGCCAUAUACCGAGAGAGGCCAUCACGGCCUGUGUCCGAGUCUGAUCCAGAUGUGGCUGAACAAUUGGCUCUGGACAGUACUGAAACUCUAGCCAAUGGCAAUAAAUCUGACCUCCAGGCUGCUAAACGGCUGGCCAAACGCUUGUACAGUCUCGAUGGAUUUAAGAAGUCAGAUGUGGCACGACACCUGAGCAAGACCAAUGAUUUCAGUCGCAUGGUUGCAGAGGAGUAUCUGAGUUAUUUUAAACUUUCAGGGAUGAGAGUGGAUCAGGCACUGAGAGUAUUUUUGAGAGAGUUUGCCCUAAUGGGCGAGACACAGGAGAGGGAGAGAGUACUGUCCCAUUUCUCUAGAAGAUACCUCCAGUGCAACCCAAACACAAUACGAAAUGAAGACAGUGUUCACACAUUGACUUGUGCUGUGAUGCUGCUCAACACUGAUCUGCAUGGUCAUAAUAUUGGAAAGAGGAUGUCCUGCACACAGUUCAUUAAUAACCUGGAGGGGUUGAAUGAUGGACAAGACUUCCACAAAGAUCUUCUCAAGGCUCUUUACAACUCUAUCAAAAAUGAAAAACUUCAGUGGACAAUCGAUGAGGAGGAACUGCGGAAAUCUUUCUCUGAGCUGGAUGGCAGGAAAGACUCUGCGUCGCACACCAUGAAGCGGAUCAGCAGUGGAGGAAACCCCCUCGUCAGUGUCCCUCAGCAGUCCAGCGCUCAGGUCUACAAUAACGGCUUUCUCGUGCGCAAAGUUCAUGCUGAUCCUGAUGGCAAGAAAACUCCACGAGGUAAAAGAGGGUGGAAGACAUUCUAUGUCAUCCUAAAAGGACUGAUUCUCUACCUGCAAAAGGAUGAAUAUCAUCCAGAUAAGCAGCUGUCUGAUGAGGACUUGAAGAACGCAGUAUCAAUCCAUCAUUCUUUAGCUAUGCGGGCAGCAGACUACAGCAAGCGGCCCAACGUGUUUUACCUUCGUACUGCAGACUGGAGAGUCUUUCUCUUUCAGGCCCCCAAUGCAGAGCAAAUGCAGUCCUGGAUCACCCGCAUCAACACUGUGGCCGCCAUGUUCUCUGCCCCUCCCUUCCCAGCAGCCAUUGGCUCCCAAAAGAAGUUUAGCCGUCCUCUUCUCUCAGGCUCAAGCACCAAGCUCUCACAGGAGGAACAGCUUAAGUCUCAUGAGACACGGUUUCGAGCCAUUUCUGCUGAGCUCCAGGACCUGCGCUCUUCUACCCAAGACCGCAGGACCAAAAGCAAGGACCAGGAAGAGUACAAGCAAAGAGAAGAGUAUCUGGACUUUGAGAAAACGCGCUAUGGAACAUAUGCAAUGCUUCUGAGAGCUAAAAUCCGAACAGGGGAAACAGACCUGGCGGCGUUUGAGUCCCGUUUGUUUGACGACGGCGGCCUACAGAGGGCUCAUUCCAGCCCCACGCUACCGGAGGACCACAGCCAUGCCAGCAGCACCAAAGAGUCUAUCAGGAGCAGCAGCAGUGCUGCCCACAGCAGCAGCAGCAGCAAGAGAAGCAAGCGCUCAGACUCGCAGAGACACAGCUACAGACAUGCUGUCAAACAGUGAGAUGUCCUUGAUGCAAGGGGACAGUGUGUCCCAUCAGGUAUUACUUAUCUCGAUUCAGGGGCUGAAUAAAGAGUGUUACCAGGACACCCGGCGUUUACUUGGAUGACUCCUGUCAAGUCAUCAUGUAUUAAAAAACUGUGCUCGUUUGGGGUUGCUAGAAUCUGGGAGAAAUUACCACAAUGGCUUUCCCCAACAUGACCGCUGUGUCGAAGAACUGGUAAAGCAUGCUUUUCUGGCCAGUAACCGCAAGCCCAAAUCGGCAAGUGGGCAGAUGAGAAGGAGCACCAGCCUCACAUUGUCGUAUUUCUGUCAGUAUUUGUUUUUGGCACAGACCGGUUUGGUUCAUCUUUGUGCAUUUUGCUUGUUUAAAGUCUGUUAAAAUCGUAAUACUUGUCAUGGCAUUUUGUUUGUUGCUUUGUUUAUUUCUGGUGGCCCCUGGGAACAAUAACCAAAAGAGUAAAUCUCUGACAUCUGAACAUAUAUUGUUCACCUUGUGUAUUUAAAGCAUUGUAGAUUUUGCUUUUUAAACUAUCAUUUAAUUAUUGGAGGCUGAUCCAGGCAAGCAGCUUUAACAUCUCAAUGGAAGUUUGAGAAUCUAGUCUGUAUAGUCCUUUAAACGUUCUUAAAGCACGUCUCAAAGCAUGCCUAAGAUGUUUGAAGACAAUCAGUUUCUUGCUUGGUACAAUAACUGAGAAUAUGAAUGUUUUUAUAUAUGUAUACCAUGAUGACUAGUGAUUAUGACACUGCAGAUGUUAUAAUUUCAACAAGAAAUAUGUCCAAAUGAAUUUGCUCAGUGCACAAUAACAAAAUGAUCAAAUUUCAUUAAAAAUAUUAAUUCAAUUUAGGGCUGCAACUACUGAUUAUUUUGAUAAUCGAUUAAUCUUUGUUUAUUUCUUAGAUUAAUUGGAUAAAUCAAAAAAUGUCAUGUAUUUUAUUGAAAGUUUUUUUUAAGAAACAGAAAUGAUAAAGGCCAUAACGCUUUGGUUUGGUUUACUGUACUGAAUGAUUCUAUACUCUCACAGAACUUUGAACAAAGCCUAUUAAUAUUAUUAUUAUUAUUACUUUCAGGACAUAUGCAGUUCCUUUCCUUUACUUGUCAAACUUAAAAAGUACUUAUUAUUCAUCAUGGUGGGACAAAAAAAUCAGCCCAGCAGAGGGAAAUGGUGACACCACAAUAGAUAUAUUAAUAAUUCUGCCCAGCUGAAAAAUACAUAAUUAUAUUAGAUACAUAUGCUUGUACACUGUCACUGAUUACAUGCAUUUACAAGUAUGUUUAAUUAAUAUUGUAAGCUUUAGAACCAUAUUGACACUGAUUACAUGUUUCUUAAAUAUUCUUUUCAAAAAUAUAUUUUUUAAGGAUAGUGCGUGCUUAUCAAUAAAAUAAUAUUUGCCAUAGUAUACGUUUACUGGUGAAAUCAGACAUUGCAUUUGGCAUUAUGAGGAAGACUAUCAAAUAUCAGGACCCUUAGCAUUAUUCUACAUUAUAUUCAGCAUUAUAUACAGUUCAACAUGGUACAAUCAUCUAUAAACGCAGUGCAGAUUCACUGUCACGCUGAUAAGCUUCAUACCGGUGCUCAAUGUAUUACAUGCGCUCACAUGAUGACAAACAUAUUUAAAACACUUCAAAAACCAGCACACAUGACCAAGACAUCCAUGAAAGCUGCACGAUUGAUUACACUGAAACUACACGUAUGAUGUUCCACAAGUUUAAUCAAAGUGAUUGCGCUCCCUUUCAAACAAACAGUUUUGAUCUAAAUAUACCUGGAAAUAUGCGCCUGAUUUUGAACUCAUAACAUGCAUACAUUAUAAAAUGUAGAAAAUAGCAGUGAAAUGUAAUCGAUGCUCUUGAGAGAAACAACACGCCCUGUUUCAACGUUAAACUGUUAAAAUACAUUAAACUGUAUUUUUAUUUAUUGGUUUAUUUCUAUAGGGCCAGUGCAAAAACAUGAUUUGAGCACACACAAAAAAGAUGCAGUACAGUACAUAGAGAUUAUAGCACAUGAUAAUUUGCAUCUAAGGUCCCUAGAUAUGCUUUUUUUCAUAAAUCAAGCAAUAUAAACUAAUCCUAUUAAAAAUAAUAAUAAUAAAUGGCUGAAUAAAUACUAAGGUUGCUCCCAAGCCUGGUGACAUAUGGUAUAAAAGAUUAUACCUAAAAAUUAAAUGAGAAUUUAAAAUGAGUAAAGCUCUGGUUUCCUUUAAACCAAUGCUUAACCAAUAUUCUGAAAGAUUGUGUGUCUGUUAUUGAUUGAUUUCAGAUGGUAGCAGAGUUGUUCCAGAAUUAGGAACCCUUCACAGAAAAGGCCCUUUGCCCCUGAGUUGUUCUGCGAUAGUCGACCCUACAGUUACUUUUCGCUCUACUCCUUGUUGUACUACCAUCCUGUCUAUUUAGCAAUUUACCUAAAACAUGUGGGGCUUUAUUGUGGAAACAUUUAUAUACCAAUACUAUGUAAGACAAAUUUAUAAAAAUUUUAAAACUAAUAAUAUUUUUUUUUUCUAAUAUUGCAAUGAUGCACAUGAUUUGGUUUAUUGUCCAUGAUUUUUAAAGCCUGAUUGUAAAAUGACAUUAUACGGUUUACUGUGGAUUCAUUUGUUUGAGUCCAAACUGUAAUGCAGUAUGAAAUAUGAGACAAAAUAAUUGCAUGCAUAAAGAGCUGAGCCGCCUGCUUUGAAAUACACUGUCUAAUAUAUUUGAAACAAUGUAAGUUAAUCUUUAUCAUUUUUGAAAGCUUCUUUAUGUGUCUAUCAAAUGUGAGUUGAGAAUCUAAAAUAAUACCUAAGAAAUUCACCUUUUCUAUUUCUUUAUUUUGUAUCUUUUUUGUUUGUUUUUGUAAUUAACAUGAUUUAUUUAUUGAAGAAAAAACACAACAGAGAAAAACAACACAUACACACCGAAUCAACAUUUAACUUUUAACCCUCACUAAUAUCCCUCCCCAAACACCAACCCACCCUAACCCCAACGAACACCCCCGUGGUCACAUAAAAUAAUACACACACAAACAAACAAAAAAUAUAUAUAAAUAAUAAAUAAAUAAAAUAUAUAAUAAACAUACAUAAUUAAACUAAAAUCCUCAAGAGUCCCCCAAACCCCUGCCUUCUACCUGCCAUCUCCUCAAAAGCUGCCACCCUCCCCAUCUCCGCACACCACUCCGGAAAUGGUGGCGCUCCGUCCGACUUCCAACCCCUUAAAAUAAUUUGUCUGCCAAUCAUAUUGCUAGUCAGAACCCAAUUUUUUAUAUAUGUGUCCCCCAAAUUUAUGACUGCCCCAUCCCCAAAAUAAAAUGUUUACAUGAACUUACAAACUUUUAGUGCCCAAAACGUCACACAAAUAAAACUCUGACUGGCAACGCCAGCAGGUGGGUGUGUCUUUAAGACCAAGCCUAUACAAUCUAGAGGGGGUCCAAUAAAAUCUAUGUAAAAUCUUAAAUUGCAUCAGACGCACCAUUGCAUCUCUAGAUGCUGACCUGACAUUUUUUAGAAUCCACACUCCCUCCUCCAAUACUAAAUUAAAAUUUUUCUCCCAUAAUCGCUUGAUGGAAGUUAAAGCUCCGUCCCCCAGACUCUGAAUUAGCAGGGAGUAAUACACCGAUGCCUCAUGACCUUUAUUUUGUAUCUUAAUUUUCAUUGUUUCUUUUUGUGGUCUAUUAGAGAAACACAUAGAAACUGUUUAUCUGACGUUUGAAGUGAGGUGAUUAUUUUGGAGCCACUGAGAUAUCCUCUCUAAAUUGCCAUGUAAUAUCUCAGCUGCCUUUGCUGGUGUUUUAGUUGAUGUAUAAAAACAUUGUCAUCAGCUUAAAGGUGAAACAAUAUCUGAGCAGCAACUUUGCCCAUCAUUUAUAAAUAAACUAAAAAGCAAUGGACCUAAAAUUGAACCUUGGGGUAUUCCUAGUUUAUUGUUAUUCAAAAGAUAAUUUUUCCUGCUCAAUAAUCACACAUGCCUCUCUUUUUUGUAGGGAAGAGGCAAACUACGCAGAUGUUUGAUUACUAAAAUUAAAAGAAAUUAAUUUAGACAAUAGAAUAUCAUGGUUAACAGUGUUGAAUGUUUUUUUUUUUACAGGUGAAUAAAAACUGCUCCCACAACAUGCCCCUGAUCUAAAGAAUGACUUAUAUUUUCCCAAAAAAAAAACACUUUGCAGUUUCCGUAGAGUACUGGGGCCUAAAAUCAAACUGCCGUGGGUGAAGGAAAUCAUUACUCUCUAAGUGAUGUAUUAAUUGUUCUGCCACUACCUUCUCUAAGACCUUAGACAUGACAGGUAAAAUCAGAUAAGAUAAUAUAGUUUUUUUUUUCUUUGUUCUCAAUUUUCUGGGAAUUUGCUUUCCCUUAUUGAGAAGUUUAUUAAUUGAGAUAAUGGAGCUGUCAAUAAGGAGCUAUAUUUCUUAAUAAAAUUACUAUCCAAGUAUGCUCAUGAUCUUUGAAGUAUUUAUAAAGUGCUCUUGAGCGCAGGACAUCUUGGGUCAUGUUUUUUUCCAAUAAAAUUUGUCUCAGUCGUUUUCAUAACAAAACACAUUUUCACUGAGCUGUAAAGUGACGUUGCUAACGGAGCUUGUCGUAUAAAUCCAACUAAUUGAUAAUGAAAUUUGUUGUUGAUGAUCUUCAUGAUCAAUAAUCAUCAAUAAGUUGUUGCAGCCCUAAUUCAAUUUGACAUCAUCGUAUUAUUUGGUGUAAUGUGUGAGAAUCUUGUAUAAAAUAUGCAUGGAGCUUGAGAAGGACAUGAUGCAAACCUCGUCAAAAUCCUUUGAACAUGCAAGUCAUUUAAUUCUCAGGCACUCAUUUUGGGGGCUCACACUCAGAGGGGGCACUAAAAAUGUGUUUGUUCUGUAUAAACACAUACAGUAUAAUACCUCAAUUGCAUUGAGAGACUAUUUCACAGGAAUGUCAUUUGGUCAAAUACUAGUAAUUGUUUACAAACUGAUGAGCAAAUGCUACUUUCUUAUGAUCCAAUGGAUUCCUAUAAAGUAUUGCUUUGUAGAAAACUGAAGGUAAGCUUUAAUUCUGCUUAUCAUCACCUCAUUAAUUGUCCUAUUGAUUAUCAGAACACGAAGCAUCCAAGAAAUUGUAAAACUUGUAUUGUAAAACAACACACCAAUGCAAAUCCAGGUCAUGAAGAUUUAAAUCGACUGUUACCACUACCAGCAUAAAGAUCAAAUUCAGACACAGAAAAGAAAAUGCACAAAUCAGAUUAUUAUACAUGGGACCCAAAUUCCAUUAAUGGCACUUCAAAAGUGUUAUGCUUCUUUGCACUAUGGAUAAUAGGUGUAUUUAAUGAUAAGAGUUAUUUUGAACAUGUAUUAUUUGUCUUUCAUAUUUAUGACUUAAAGGUUUAUAAGUUUUUAUAGGGAACACUCAACCACUCCAAGUAGUUUGGUGUCACCCAAAGAUUAUACUGUAACUUAUUUCUAUAUCUUUUUUUGUUUGGUGUUGUCCAUUUUAGCCGUACAUUCUGUGAAUAUUAUUUUUCAACUGCUCGGUAAGAAUUAUGCUGUAAUGUUUGUGUUUUACAGGCAUAGACAAAAUAAAUCUUUUUCGAAAGGACAACUUUUUCAAA